Arabidopsis arenosa is the source of this 3305-nucleotide messenger RNA. Lineage: Eukaryota; Viridiplantae; Streptophyta; Magnoliopsida; Brassicales; Brassicaceae. The record is from the annotation of a GenBank genome assembly.
AGACCCAACUCGGGAAGCUAUGUCGACUAUUCGUUUCGCGGCGGCGAUUCUCAUUUAUUUUUUAUUACCGGCGGCGGUUUUAUCUUACGGUUUUCCGGCGGCGCUGAAACUGGAAAGAGUGAUUCCGGCGAAUCACGAGAUGGAACUUAGUCAGCUCAAGGCUCGUGAUAAAGCUAGACACGGCAGAUUGUUACAGUCUUUAGGCGGAGUUAUAGAUUUUCCCGUCGAUGGAACAUUUGAUCCUUUCGUUGUUGGAUUAUACUACACGAAAAUACGAUUAGGAUCUCCUCCAAGAGAUUUUUAUGUACAGGUUGAUACAGGAAGUGAUGUUUUGUGGGUUAGUUGUGCUUCUUGUAAUGGCUGUCCUCAAACCAGUGGACUCCAAAUUCAGUUGAAUUUCUUUGAUCCAGGGAGCUCUGUAACAGCAACACCGGUCUCAUGUUCUGAUCAAAGAUGCAGUUGGGGUAUUCAGUCCUCUGAUUCUGGCUGUUCUGUUCAGAACAAUCUUUGUGCUUACACGUUUCAGUAUGGGGAUGGAAGUGGCACCUCAGGGUUCUACGUCUCUGAUGUCUUGCAAUUUGAUAUGAUUGUUGGAAGCUCUCUGGUCCCAAACUCAACGGCUCCGGUUGUGUUUGGUUGCAGCACCUCGCAGACGGGAGAUUUAGUGAAGUCUGAUAGAGCGGUUGAUGGAAUCUUCGGGUUUGGGCAGCAAGGAAUGUCUGUGAUUUCUCAGCUUGCUUCACAGGGAUUAGCUCCAAGAGUGUUCUCUCACUGCUUGAAAGGAGAGAAUGGAGGCGGAGGCAUACUGGUUCUUGGAGAGAUUGUGGAGCCAAACAUGGUCUUUACUCCUCUUGUCCCCUCGCAGCCUCAUUACAAUGUGAAUCUUCUGAGCAUAUCAGUGAAUGGCCAAGCUUUACCUAUCAAUCCAUCGGUCUUCUCUACAUCAAACGGUCAGGGAACAAUCAUUGACACUGGUACAACAUUGGCAUACCUUUCUGAAGCAGCCUAUGUUCCCUUCGUUGAAGCUAUUACAAAUGCUGUUUCGCAGUCUGUCAGACCCGUUGUUUCGAAAGGGAACCAAUGUUACGUAAUAGCCACAAGUGUCGCAGACAUAUUUCCUCCAGUUAGCUUGAACUUUGCUGGUGGAGCAUCCAUGUUCUUGAAUCCUCAGGAUUACCUCAUACAGCAGAACAAUGUCGGAGGUACUGCGGUGUGGUGCAUCGGUUUUCAGAGGAUACAGAAUCAAGGGAUAACAAUCCUUGGAGAUUUGGUUCUUAAAGACAAGAUCUUUGUCUAUGAUCUGGUCGGUCAGAGAAUUGGAUGGGCAAAUUACGACUGCUCAAUGUCGGUAAAUGUCUCAGCGACUAGCAGCAGCGGAAGAAGCGAAUAUGUGAAUGCAGGACAGUUUAGUGAAAAUUCUGCUGCACCGCAGAAGUUAUCUUUGGACAUUGUUGGAAACACUCUGAUGUUGUUACUAAUGUCUCGUGGGGCGAUGGCGGAUGAGAAGAACGGUGGACGUCUGAGUGACGCUAGUGACUACUCGUCGGAGGACGAAGGAACAGAAGAUUACAGAAGAGGAGGUUACCAUGAGGUUCGAGUCGGUGAUACUUUUAAGAAUGGUUCUUAUGUGAUUCAAAGUAAGCUUGGUUGGGGACAUUUCUCCACUGUCUGGCUAUCUUGGGACACUCUAAAAUCUCGAUACGUAGCUUUGAAAAUCCAGAAGAGUGCUCAGCACUAUACUGAGGCGGCGAUGGAUGAGAUAAAGAUAUUGAAACAGAUUGCGGAAGGUGACGCGGAAGAUAAGAAGUGUGUUGUGAAGCUUCUUGAUCAUUUCAAGCACGCGGGUCCUAAUGGGCAACAUGUUUGUAUGGUCUUUGAGUAUUUGGGAGAUAACCUUUUGUCGGUUAUCAAGUACAGCGAUUACCGAGGGGUUCCUCUUCAUAUGGUUAAAGAACUCUGUUUUCAUAUUUUGGUUGGGUUGGAUUAUCUUCAUCGUGAGCUUUCGAUUAUUCAUACUGAUAUCAAGCCGGAGAAUAUUCUGCUUUGUUCCACUAUUGACCCUGAAGCAGAUGCUCGGAAAUCGGGGAUUCCUCUUGUUCUUCCAACUGCUAAGGACAAGGCUGUUCCUGAGAAACCAGCUGAAAAGGAGAAACCCAAGAGUUACACGUACAGUGCGGAUUUGACUAAGAAUCAGAAAAAGAAGAUUCGGAAGAAAGCUAAGAAAGUGGAAGGUCAAGGAUGUGGUGGAGAAGAAGGCUCAGAGGAUAAUGAGAGAGAUUCUAACUCUGAGGCAAGACAAAACGGAAAUGCAACCAUGGAGAGGUCGGAAGAGAGUUCUGAAAGAGUAAAAGAUCCAGAGAAUGUUAGUCAAAAGAGCCGGGGCAAUAGGAGAGGAAGUCGAUCCACGAGGCAAAAGUUACUUGCGGAUGUUGAUCGGAAAUGCAAGUUAGUGGAUUUUGGGAAUGCUUGUUGGACUUAUAAACAGUUUACGAGUGAUAUUCAAACAAGACAGUACCGGUGUCCUGAGGUUGUUCUUGGCUCAAAAUACUCAACCUCGGCAGAUAUGUGGUCAUUUGCUUGCAUUUGUUUUGAGCUUGCCACCGGAGAUGUUCUAUUUGAUCCUCACAGUGGUGAAAAUUUUGAGCGGGAUGAGGAUCACUUGGCAUUGAUGAUGGAGCUUCUUGGGAUGAUGCCACGAAAGAUUGCAUUAGGUGGACGCCAUUCGCGGGAUUUCUUCAACCGACAGGGUGAACUAAGGCACAUCAGGCGGUUACGGUUUUGGCCACUUAGCAAGGUCUUAACAGAUAAAUAUGACUUCAGUGAGGAAGACGCAAUUGCUAUGCAAGAUUUCAUCAUUCCCAUUCUUGAAUUUGUACCUGAGAAGAGACCAACGGCUGCUCAGUGCCUAACACACCCAUGGAUGAAUCCGGUCCCUAAAUCACUGAAACCGUCACCGAGUCCACAAAAACCCAAAGAUGAAGAAGUAUCACAUGAGAAUAAAACGAAGGAAAAUGAUGAGAGGGAAGCCAUGGAGGUUGGUGUUGGGAAUAUCACCAUUGAUGGCUCAGAACCAAAGACCUCAGCAAGAGAAGGUCGUCAAUCUGCUCGUGAUCUUCGCACUUAAGAAACAAAAAAAAUUCCUGGAAAAAAGUUUUGUAUUUUUCUCUGAAUCUCAAAGAUUUAGAUACUGUAUUGUUUUAUUCUCCCUUCACUCUUGCACACUAAAAGAUUUGAAAUUUCAUUUGCUUUCGAACCAGCUUUUAGAUGACACAUUGGAUUAACAUUAAUAAUAUAGAGUACAGCAU